AUGUUUCUUUUCGAGCGUCACUCGCUAGCUUUACCAGCUUCGCUCUUUCUUCUCUUCUUCCAGGAUGCGGUAGCGCUAUCUAGCGUUAAGAACGGUACUCUCGGCCAUAGCUUCAAUUCGUACGCAUAUGAGUUGGCGCCAUCUCUUGUUACCACUCGGAGACCAGAGGAGUGCCCACCAUGUUUCAACUGCCAGCUUGACAGAUUCUCGUGUGGACACUUUGGAGAGUGCUCCAACUAUGACGGACAAUGCAAGUGCCCAGAAGGUUGGGCGGGCAUUGACUGCUUGACUCCUCAAUGCGACUCACUCGCCGAUGGCGAGAAGCGCCGACAGAGGGAAGAUGGCCAGAAAUGCGAAUGCAAAGAUGGGUGGGGUGGAGUCAAUUGUAAUGUAUGCAAGACCGACGAUGCCUGUAUCGGGUUUCCCCUGGCGGGCCAACCGUCUAUUAUGGACGAACCCGUUGCGAACAUGACAUGCUACAGUGGGGGCGAGACGGUAUUCCAAAGUCACCAAAUGUGCCAGGUCACCAACCGCAAGAUUCUCGAUAUGCUUCCAGAUCGUCCCCCAGAAGUGACUUUCACAUGUGACAGGCCAUCCGCGACGUGCCAGUUUCAGUUUUGGGCCGCCGAAGUCGAGUCGUUUUACUGCACUUUGGAUCAUUGCGCGUCCAAUGUGGAACGAGGCUACGAUACCAACAUGACAAGUUACACAUGCAAUAAUAUUAAGUGUAAGUGUGUUCCCGGACGGUUUAUCUGCGGCGAGGAGAACAGCAUCGACAUCACCGAUUUCCUGAAGGAGGAUAUUGUUGGUCCAGCUUCGUUCACCUGUAAGACUGGGCAGGGAUGCAAGUUCGAAGAGCCCGGCAUGAACGGGUUGAUCGAAACCUUCUUCGGGGACGGCUACAUCACGUUGGAGUGUGAUAGCGGUGAAUGUCUGCACUAUUCACAGGUUCCAGGUUAUGUGCGCCCGCCCAAACCGGACAACAGCAAAUUCGUCGCCUUGAGCAUCGCCGGUGCAGGACUAAUCGUCGUCGUCGUCUCUGCAAUACUUUGGUACGGUGGCAGAGCGCGCUCCGGGGACUGGGGAGGGAUUCGUCUCCCCGAGAGCGAGACUGCGAAGCUGAUGACCGACCAUGUCCCCGCAUCGCUGCACUUCACCAACAUCUCAUAUACGAUCGGCAACCACACGCUUCUCGACUCUGUCACAGGCUCGGUCAAGCCUGGCCAGCUUAUGGCAAUCAUGGGCGCGUCCGGUGCCGGCAAGACGACGUUCCUUGAUAUCCUGGCGCGCAGGCGCAAGCGUGGUGUCGUCAGCGGCCGCACGCUGGUCAAUGGCAGAGAUUUCGCGGACGCGGAUUUCAAGAAGGUGACAGGCUAUGUGGACCAGGAGGACACUCUCAUGAGUACGUUGACUGUGUACGAGACUGUGUUAUACUCCGCGCUGCUACGGUUGCCGCGGGAGAUGAGUUUGGAGGCGAAGAAGUUCAGGACGUUGGAGACUAUGCAUGAGUUGGGUAUCCUCGGGAUCAAAGAUUCUAGGAUUGGGGACUCUGGACACCGUUCGAUCUCCGGUGGUGAGAAGCGCCGUGUUUCCAUCGCAUGCGAACUGGUCACCAGCCCAUCUAUUCUGUUCUUGGAUGAGCCCACGAGUGGUCUUGACGCCUACAAUGCUCUGAGCGUUAUCGAUAGCCUGGUGUCGUUGGCGAGGGAUUACAAUCGCACGGUCGUGUUCACCAUUCACCAGCCUCGCAGCAACAUAGUGUCGCUCUUUGAUCAACUCAUCGUCCUGGCUCAAGGCAAACUCAUUUACUCUGGAGAGGCGGACAAGUGUCACGAAUAUCUUCAGUCGAUUGGUCACCCGUGCCCCCCAGGAUUCAACAUUGCGGACUUUUUCAUCGACCUGACAAUGCAAGCGAGCAUAGAACCCAGCUCCACGGAGAGCCCACCGGCGGAGCCAAUUCCUUCCGACGGAGACAACAACGUGCGCGAUGAGGAGCGGGGCUUCAGCCAAGCUGUCGGCGCUCUAUCGUCCAUUCACUCCAAUGGACAGUCUUCCACCGCAGCCGACGAGACGGAGCUGCAGACGCGCGCCAGCUCUAUCGCUGGUUCUUCGUCCGGAUACAUCAAGCGCAAGACGUCCCAACUCUUGGAAGUGAUCUCGCCUGCAGCGCCGCGCCCUGGAGACGCACCACUACCACCGCUACUCCAGGCGCUCGUAGAUGCGUAUAGUACCAGUCAGAUUGCGGCGUCGGUUCAUGCGGAGAUCGAAGAGAUGCAGAGGAGUGCAGCCGUCGCCAGUGCGCAGCUGCCAGACGUCGCAAUGGAGAACACUCUCACUCGCGGACGCAAACGUGCUAGCUGGGGAACCCAGUUCCGCAUCUUGAGUGGACGCGCGUUCAAGAACUUGUACCGCGAUCCAAUGCUGCUGACAACUCACUAUAUUUCUUCCAUCGUGGUGGCUCUGAUAUGUGGAUUAUUCUUCCACAAUGUCACUAACGAUAUCCCUGGUUUCCAGAACAGAUUGGGCAUCUUUUUCUUCAUGCUGGCACUGUUCGGUUUCUCGAGCCUGACGACUAUUAGCUUGUUUGCCAACGAGAGAAUUCUGUUCAUGCGCGAGCGAGCAAAUGGGUACUAUUCGUCCUUCACCUACUUUGCAUCUAAGAUACUCUUCGAUAUCAUGCCGUUGCGAGUAGUGCCUCCACUUAUGUUCGGUGGCAUCGUCUAUGGACUAGUCGGUCUUGUGCCGACAGUGGCUGCCUUCUGGAAGUUCAUGUUAACGCUGGUGCUCUUCAACCUGACGACUGCGACCGUCAUUCUUCUGCUAUCGAUCGCCUUCGAGAGCUCCAGUGUUGCCAGCCUCGUCGGAACGUUGGUCAUGCUGUUCAACCUGAUGUUCACGGGUCUGUUGAUCAACCGGGAGACCGUUCCUGAGGCAUUCCAGUGGCUACAUACUAUCUCAUUCUUCCAUGCAGGGUUCGAAGGGCUUGCAGUGAAUGAGCUUCGGUAUUUGCAGUUGAAGCAGACAAAGUAUGGUGUCGAUAUUGACGUACCCGCCGCCACGAUUCUGUCGAUGUUCGGGCUGAGAGCUCAGUCCUUCUGGUGGCCGAACAUAUCGCUGCUUGGCAUCUUCAUCGGCGUAUUCACUGUUUCGAGCUACCUCAUUCUUCAUUUCUAUGUCAAGGAGAGGCGGUAG
Messenger RNA from Sparassis crispa, 3192 nucleotides. Its product is annotated as ABC transporter G family member. The coding region runs from base 1 to 3192 and encodes 1063 amino acids. Lineage: Eukaryota; Fungi; Basidiomycota; Agaricomycetes; Polyporales; Sparassidaceae. Gene Ontology annotation, molecular function: ABC-type transporter activity; ATP binding; ATP hydrolysis activity. The record is from RefSeq and is a predicted model, not a curated record. The transcript is spliced from 20 exons. Gene Ontology annotation, cellular component: membrane.